Rhizophagus irregularis DAOM 181602=DAOM 197198 is the source of this 1305-nucleotide messenger RNA. RefSeq lists its product as uncharacterized. The record is from RefSeq and is a predicted model, not a curated record. Gene Ontology annotation, molecular function: protein binding. NCBI's taxonomy places the organism in Eukaryota, Fungi, Glomeromycota, Glomeromycetes, Glomerales, Glomeraceae.
AUGUUACAAAAGUCUCUAGCGAAUAUUAUUAUUUUAUUAUAUUUAUUUCAAUUAAUAAAUUGUCAAACGAAAUUUUACGAGCCAAGACAACGAUUUGGUCAUACAGCAGCAGUUCUUGAUGAUAAUAAAUUGUAUAUGUUUGGCGGAUAUGAUAUGACAUCAAGUAUUGAAUACCUUCUCGGAAAAGAGUUUUUUUAUAUUGAUUUUUCUACUCCAUUUAAUACUAAAGAAUUAACAUGGGAAGAUUUAUCAGACUAUUAUACUCUCCCAUCACAUGCUUUUUCUGCAACUGUUAAAAGUAAUAGAAAUAAUAAUACGUUAUUCUUAUAUGGAGGAAUAAUCGAAUCAACUGCCGAAACAUUAGUUUAUAGAUAUGAUACACAGAGUAAUGCGUGGAGUACUCCAACAAUAACUGGUAUUAAUAAUAUUAGAAAGCGAGAUCUGAUUGGAAUUAUAGAUAAUAAUGGAAAGAUGUAUUUAUGGAGUGGAAUGAAAGUUAUUAACGAAAAAAAUACAAAUUAUGUAAAUGAUAUGCUUAUUUUGGAUACAAUAAAUCUUAGUUGGGGGCAAGGAAGUACAAUUGGUGCACCAACUGCAAGAGGAAAUUAUGGUGCCAUUUUAUUACCUAAUAAUAACAUUAUUUAUAUGGGUGGUUAUAAUGGUGAGGAAUUAACAUUGAAACAGGUCUAUUUAUAUGAUAUAAUUAAUGAUAAUUGGAGUAUAAAAACAACUUCAGGAAUAGUACCAUCCGGUAGGAGUGGUUUUUCUGCCGUUCUCGGAUUAGAUGGUCAAAGAAUAAUAAUUUUCGGAGGUACCACAACUGUCGCACGUAAUAACCUUACAAUUGAAGAUUCACUUUAUGAGUUAAAUUUAAUCAACUUUGAAUGGCGUAUUCCAAAAAUUUCUGGGCAAAUUCCAAAAAGUCGAAUGUAUCAUAAAGCAAAUGUGAUUGAAAAAUAUAUGGUUGUAUCAUUUGGAUUUGGUUAUGAUCCUCCAAUUGAAAGCGAUAUUUUAUUACUUGAUAUUAGUAAUAAUAAUGAAUACAUAUGGACUUAUAAUUUUGUUCCUUCAUAUAAUCCGGAUCCAUCAAGUCUGCCGUCAUCAUCAAUAGAACAAUCGUCAUCACCAACACAAUCAUCAUCACCAUCACAUUCAGUAAAUUUACUUUCAGCUCAACAGUCUGAAAAAUCAUCAUUAACUAUGAUUGUUUCAAUUGUGGGAUCUUUGUUUGCUGGUACUAUAUUGUUAUUCGGAUGCUUCUUUAUAUAUAGAUGGAUUAAGAUUAAACGAGAACAAAAAAAUUAA